Cavia porcellus (domestic guinea pig) is the source of this 3075-nucleotide messenger RNA. RefSeq names its product secreted frizzled related protein 2 (gene Sfrp2). The transcript has 5 exons. Gene Ontology annotation, biological process: non-canonical Wnt signaling pathway; canonical Wnt signaling pathway. The record is from RefSeq and is a predicted model, not a curated record. Gene Ontology annotation, molecular function: Wnt-protein binding. NCBI's taxonomy places the organism in Eukaryota, Metazoa, Chordata, Mammalia, Rodentia, Caviidae. Bases 1326 to 2213 code for a protein of 295 amino acids.
CGUCCUCCUCCCCACUCGGGUCGUGCCCCCUCCCUUUUCCUGCCUCUCUACUGCGCAGAACUGCAGAGCGCCUGCACACGUGCAGAGUGCGGCCUGCGGUUGCUGGGGGCCAGCGCCAGGCGAUCAGCAGUCCACGGCCAAGAACGGUUCACAGCCCUGUACCCUCGAAGACACCGGAUAUCCAGCUCUAGGAGAGUAGGGGUCAGCGCGUUACUUCGCCCCGGCCAAGCAUGGCGCCCCCACCCAGUACGCGGAGAAUGAAGGCGCCCACCCCACCGGGGCCGCUAGUAGCCUCGUGCAUCUCCAGCCUGGGAUUCUGGCUCUGCCCGCUCCGCCGGUCUCAGGCCGGGACCAUCUUCUAGGCUCUGCGGAGCCCCUGCGUUAAGCGCAGGUCCGUGGUGAGCCGGUGAAAGGCCGAGUCACGCCACGCACUGAAGGUGGCAAACCCUCGUCUCCAAAAAGGGGAAGUGGUGAGCAAGCCUGUGCGACCCUGAUGAGAGCUGCCGAGAAGUUUCCACAAGAGCGCAGUUUUCCAGGAGCUCCAAAUGAGGAAUCGCACUGCAUGGGCCCGGCAGCUGAACUUUGCCUAGAGAUCCCGUGGGAAACCAAGUUCGCCUCGGGCGCUCAGGCCCCAGGCUAGAGCCCAGGGCACAAAGGGGCCGGGAACUCGGGCCUGCGGCUGCCCAGGCCGCCGUGGCGCCGUACAAAGCCGAAGCGCGAGCAGAUGCUUGGGGCGGAGGCGCUGUGAAGCCGGCGCAGGGCCUCGCGGGGGGCGGAGCGCGUCUCUGCCGGGGCCAGGCUGCCAGGCCGCUCGCCCGUGCCCCCGUGUUCCCGACUCCCGCAGCCAGCGCCUCGCUACCCUCUGUGUGGCGCAGAGGCUGAGCCGGGCUGUUUUGUUUGUCGUUUGAGGCAAUCGCGGAGCGCGCGCAGCCGCAGCGUCUGGGGAGGGGGCGCAGCCAAAAUUUCCUUCCUGCGAGUGCCAGCGGCUGAGAAGGUAGUGACCGGCCCUCCUCGGAUUACUCUUGUUGGCUCCUCCCCCACAUCCAAAUUUGCAUUAAAAAGGCCGAGAAAACUCUGGCGGCGCCCCAGCCGCGGCUCACUGUGCUCCCCCGGGUCGGACCCCCCCGGAGCUGCGCUCAGGCUGCAGCGCCUGGCCCGCGCCGCCCUCCCCACGCCCGGCUUCGCGCGCUCGGGCUGCAGGCUCCGGCUUCCCAACCCCAAACCUCGCCGAGCGGAGUCCGCGGGCCCGGGACGUGUUCGGGCUCCCGCUGCCCCGCGCUUCCCUGGCUCAGCUCCCUCCACCCCGCGGGGGUCGUGCGCCCACGAUGCCGCAGGGCCCCGGCUCGCUGUUGCUGUUCGUCCUCGCCCUGCACUGCUCCCUGGGCUCGGCGCGCGGACUCUUUCUCUUCGGCCAGCCCGAUUUCUCCUACAAACGCAGCAACUGUAAGCCCAUCCCUGCUAACCUGCAGCUGUGCCAUGGCAUUGAGUACCAGAACAUGCGGUUGCCCAAUCUGCUGGGCCACGAGACCAUGAAGGAGGUGCUGGAGCAGGCGGGCGCGUGGAUCCCACUAGUCAUGAAGCAGUGCCACCCGGACACCAAGAAGUUCCUGUGCUCGCUCUUCGCGCCCGUCUGCCUCGAUGACCUGGACGAGACCAUCCAGCCCUGCCACUCACUCUGCGUCCAAGUGAAGGACCGCUGCGCCCCGGUCAUGUCCGCCUUCGGCUUCCCCUGGCCCGACAUGCUCGAGUGUGAUCGUUUUCCCCAGGACAACGACCUCUGCAUCCCCCUUGCUAGCAGCGACCACCUCCUGCCGACCACGGAAGAAGCUCCAAAGGUCUGUGAGGCCUGCAAAACUAAAAACGAAGAUGACAACGACAUAAUGGAAACUCUUUGUAAAAAUGAUUUUGCGCUAAAAAUAAAAGUAAAGGAGAUAACCUACAUCAACAGAGACACCAAGAUCAUCCUGGAGACCAAGAGCAAGACCAUUUACAAGCUGAACGGUGUGUCCGAACGGGACCUGAAGAAAUCGGUGCUGUGGCUCAAAGACAGCUUGCAGUGCACCUGCGAGGAGAUGAACGACAUCAACGCACCCUAUCUGGUCAUGGGACAGAAACAGGGCGGGGAGCUGGUGAUCACCUCGGUGAAGCGGUGGCAGAAGGGGCAGAGAGAGUUCAAGCGCAUCUCCCGCAGCAUCCGUAAGCUGCAGUGCUAGUUCCGAGGUCCCAGAGGCGGCAGAGCUCACCUGACCGUUUCCGUUUCCGUGGACCGGUUUCACCAGAAACGUCAUUUCCAGUUUCCCAAGCACAGUCCAGUGUGCUCUAUCCCCAGCCAGGAGCCACUUUGCCUGCCUUUGCACAUAACAAUCCCAGUAUUUCCUGAGUUACCCAGCCCUAGGAGGCCUCGGGAAUGGAUAUCUGUUUCCAUAGAAAGGAAAAACCCAAACUAAUACAGUCAUGAAUUUUUUAUGAAUAUUUACAUCGACUCAUUUGAAGGCAAUUUUGAAUAGAUGAGACUGUGACUUGGGUCUGUGUUUUGUUUUGUUUUGGUUUUGGUUUUUGCCCACCAUUUGGUUGAAAUCAGCUGAUUUUUACCGCACAUUGAGGUGGCCAUAACAUGCAAGACGCUUCAUGUUUCUCUGUGGCUGGAACCCACAAACAUGGGUUGCAAACUUUGUUGGGAUAAAGCGGGCUGUUAUCCUGACCUCUCCUCAGCGCCAGCCUGAGAGGCACUAAGAAUCCACUUACCAUUUUACGCCCUCACUAGGAACUCACACAGUUGCAUGUAUCACAUUCCAGCUGCAGUAUUUCCAUUUAUAAAAAGCACAUUAAUCAGUUUUCAUAGCAUGAUUUCUUCAAGUAAAGGGCAAAGUAAAUAAGUUUUUUUAAUUGACGAGUACGUUAAGCCUUGUUUAAAGCAUUUUUAAACUUUUUUUUUUGCAAAUAAAACCAUUGUAGCUUACCUGUAAUAUACAUAGUAGUUUACCUAAAAAGUUGUAAAAAUAUUGCUUUAACCAACACUGUAAAUAUUUCAGAUAAACAUUAUAUUCUUGUAUAUAAACUUAACAUUCUGUUUUA